UUUUGGCUUUCGCAAGGUGCAGUCGCGUCGUGAUCGCAUCUUCCAGUUACUUAUAUAUAUACAUACCAUAAGAUACUGAAAAUCCGAGGAUCGUUCUAAUUCAACAAAAAAAAACCUUUAUUCUUGGUAAGAAAUGAACACGUGCUGACCAUUUUGGACAAUCGAGAUAUGCAAAGACAUACCAGCACAAUGAGUCGCUUUGUUCUGCCCCUGAUCCUCAGCAUUUUGCUGGUCAGUAUGCCACCACCAGCGCAGUCUCAAGAUGAGUCCCUGGCUGGCAGUUUUCUAUCAGGCCUCUUGGAUACCAUCACCAGCACAGCAGAUGCCAAGGAUUGUCCUGGAGUCUGUGUCCACACUUUGGCUACUUUAAUUUGCUACGAAGUUCUUGACGAUGUGGCUUGUCCUUCGGCCAGCAUGAAAUGCUGCAUAGAGAAUGCUCCAGCUGGUAAAAAUGCAACUGCUGUGAGGGCGACAACAACGCCAAAACCCACAACUACCACUAGUACCACAACCACUCAGAGGACCACCACCACGCAGGCCACCACUAGCACCACAAAGCGCACAACCACAACCAGCACCACGGCAAAACCCAAGCCAAAACCACAGACCAAGCGACCUGCUGCCAGCUCCACCACAAAAGCAACAGCGGCCACCACUAAGAAACCCAGCACCACCAAGAAAGUGGUCACAAGCAAGCCAAAGGAUAAGGAAGAGGCCACCAAGGCGGAUGAUGCCAACAAAGACUGCACUGGAGUUUGUGUAGCGGAUCGCAUAGCGGAGUACUGUGAGGCAUAUUUGACCAGCGAUGGAUUGUGCAAGGAAGGCACCAAGUGCUGUGUCUCCCUAGAUGAAUACUCCAAUACCAAACUGCCCAAGGAUAUAUACAUUCCAGCAAAACACAUGAGCAACCUGAAACCAAACCAAACACUGUCCGAGAAAUCAGCUCCCUCUAAGAGCUCCAGCACUUCGACAAGUAGCACCACUACCACCAGCACCACCACUACACCUGAACCGGCUAGAACAAACAACAGUUCCCCAAAGCCUAGCAAACACAAGAAGCAUCCGACGACCACAACCACAGAAGCUGCUGAGGAAGAGGAGGAGGAGACGGAGGAAGAUGGCGAGGAGGAGGAGCCACCACUAAGCAAUAAACUGAAGUCCGGUCAAGGCCAGGGUCAGGUUCUGAAGGAAUGCGAGGGCGAGUGCAUGAAUGGAAUAUUCGCCAUUUUCUGUGAUGACAUCGAUUCCGAGGCUUUUUGUCCCGGAGAAGGGAGCUGUUGUGUGACCGGAACUGCUUCGGAAGCGCCACCCGCAUCGAAAGCACCACCCACCAAGCCGGCCAUCAAACAUGCCCCAAAACCCGCAGCCAAGCCUGCUCGCCCCAUCACUCCACCACCUGCCCCAGCAACGACAUCAGGAGGUGCUGGUGGGGACUUCCUCUCCCAGAUCAUAUCUUUUGCGGAGAGCACUUUGAACUCCCCAGCUCCUCCACCACCCCCACCACAGGCUCCGGUUCAGGUGCCUCGUUGUCCAGGAUUCUGCCUGCUUAAUAUUAUGGCUGCUUUCUGUGAGAGGCCUUCGGUGCUUGUUUCCACACAGACCACCUGCGCCAAGGGAUCCGUGUGCUGCGACAACUCUAGAGCCGGAGCUCCCAAGCCCAAGCUGCCACCGCCAACGCCUUCACCGACGGCCCCGCCUACUGCUCCACCAUAUGUCCUGCCCAAUACUCCAAGUCCGGAUCCACGAGAGGAGUGCCCCGGAUCCUGUAUCGUCAGCCUGCUCAGCUUUACAUGUUUCAAAAACGCCGAGAUGACAGACAUGUUCCGCUGCAAGCGUUCCGGCCAGAUUUGCUGCGCGCCCAAGAGCAAGAUCCUCGAGAAGCAACAAUUCCAGACACGCAAUGAUACCGCCUACUAUCCGGCCCCACCUCCGCCUCCAAUUGGCCCACCCCAGGCAUAUCCACCGCAGUCACCGCCCUACACCUUCAUGAACAACCCGCCGCCACAGGGGCCGCCACCUCAGAUGGGUCCUCACCACACCAAUCCCUACCAGCCUCCGCCACCAGCGCCAAACUACAAUGACUACUAUCCAGUUUCCGGUCCUGGACUUCAGGGGGGACUUCCACCACAACCUCAGCCACCAACAACGCCACCGACGACGACAACAACGACCACGACUCCAAGGCCACAUGUGUACUCCAAGUACGUUUGUGGUGUGAAGGGAACUCUAAGGACAGGAAGGUCUCAAGCUCUUUCAUUGGUAUCCUAUGCCCGUGCCAAGUAUGGAGUUAAGAGAUCAGCUCGCCAAAUGACUUCAGCCGCCGGAUAUUCUGGAAACUUUAACAAGUCAAACGAACGUUUGGUCCUUGGAUCUGCCAUCGUGCCCAUCCAGAUUCACAAUGAUAAAUUGGGCGACCUUGUCGAGUCGAGCAGUCUGCAGAGCAACCAACUGCGAUCGUAUCACAACCACCAGGAGGCAGAUCAACCAGAUCUGGUUUAUCCGGAAUACUACCAGCAGCGAUCGCUGUAUGGACUUCAGUCCAACUUCAGUGGAAGGCGCAGGGCUCGAGUGGUGGGUGGAGAGGAUGGCGAGAACGGAGAGUGGUGCUGGCAGGUGGCUUUGAUUAACUCCUUGAAUCAAUAUCUUUGUGGAGCUGCUCUUAUCGGAACUCAGUGGGUCCUCACUGCAGCCCAUUGCGUCACCAACAUUGUCCGUUCCGGAGACGCCAUCUACGUGCGCGUUGGAGACUACGAUCUGACAAGGAAAUACGGUAGUCCAGGAGCGCAAACCCUGCGCGUGGCCACCACUUACAUUCAUCACAAUCACAAUAGCCAGACUUUGGACAACGAUAUUGCCCUGCUAAAGCUCCAUGGCCAAGCGGAGCUCCGCGAUGGAGUGUGUUUGGUGUGUCUUCCAGCUCGAGGAGUCAGCCAUGCGGCGGGCAAGCGAUGCACAGUGACUGGUUAUGGAUACAUGGGAGAAGCUGGUCCCAUUCCUUUGAGAGUACGUGAGGCAGAGAUUCCCAUUGUGAGUGAUACGGAGUGCAUCCGAAAGGUGAAUGCCGUAACGGAGAAGAUCUUCAUCCUGCCCGCCUCAAGUUUCUGCGCUGGCGGAGAGGAGGGACACGAUGCCUGCCAAGGAGAUGGAGGUGGUCCGUUGGUCUGCCAAGACGAUGGAUUCUUUGAGCUGGCCGGUCUCGUAUCCUGGGGAUUCGGUUGUGGACGCCAGGAUGUACCCGGCGUCUAUGUGAAGACGUCCUCCUUUAUCGGCUGGAUCAACCAGAUCAUCAGCGUGAAUAACUUAUAGUGAGGAAUCUCGCAUAGGACACUGACAUCAUGUGCGGGAGGAACCCCGCUCUUGUGGCGAUUUCCCGGCUCAAAAAACCUGAGAGUCCUGGUAUAGCCUACGAUUGUUUCAAGGGGUUCCCGCUCUUCGACUGCUAACGUAAACCCAUCCUAGUGUAAUCUAUUCAUACCUAACCCUAACUCUAAUCGCUCGAAAACCAGAAAGCAACUAUAUUAACUAUUACGAUUAUCGGUAGCGUAGACGGCAAUCUUUAAAAGUAUUCCCCUAUUUGAUAACGCCCUAUGGUAAACUGUUUUUGUAUAUACAAAAUAAAUACAAAAAAUCUUCAGUUAUAUAA
Messenger RNA from Drosophila eugracilis, 3643 nucleotides. RefSeq names its product protein masquerade (gene mas). NCBI's taxonomy places the organism in Eukaryota, Metazoa, Arthropoda, Insecta, Diptera, Drosophilidae. The record is from RefSeq and is a predicted model, not a curated record. The transcript has 9 exons. Gene Ontology annotation, molecular function: serine-type endopeptidase activity. The coding region runs from base 169 to 3306 and encodes 1045 amino acids. Gene Ontology annotation, biological process: proteolysis.